This is a messenger RNA of Acipenser ruthenus (sterlet), 5486 nucleotides long. RefSeq names its product A disintegrin and metalloproteinase with thrombospondin motifs 3-like. Gene Ontology annotation, biological process: extracellular matrix organization; proteolysis. Gene Ontology annotation, molecular function: metalloendopeptidase activity. The coding region runs from base 189 to 4094 and encodes 1301 amino acids. The transcript has 22 exons. Gene Ontology annotation, cellular component: extracellular matrix. NCBI's taxonomy places the organism in Eukaryota, Metazoa, Chordata, Actinopteri, Acipenseriformes, Acipenseridae. The record is from RefSeq and is a predicted model, not a curated record.
CACCACCCACGGUCUACCGGCUGCACUCUGUGAUUAGUCAGUGAGAUGUCGUCACCAGCAAUGAGUUUUUUUUUUUUUUCUUCGUAAAUGGAUGAGGUUGUCCCGGUUAAUACACAGUUCAACAGAGGCCAAAAGAUUGGAACAACUUGUGAAUACUCGUUAGUUUCGACUUUUGUGGGACGUUACGAAUGCUUGGCAGUUUGAGUGCUGCAGAGACAGUGCUUCCACUGGCCAAGAAGAGGGUUACUUUUACCAAGGACUGGGUUUUCCUUUUCUCAGCAGUUUAUUUUCUCUUGAUUCAACUGGAACCAUAUGUCUUAUUUUGUCUCGCAAUGGAUUAUAUUUAUUUAAUGCUGUCUUAUCUUGUCAGUUUGAUAUUUUUGGAUUCCUGGGUGCAUUCAGCAAAAACUGAAGCAAACCUCUCUGGAAAGCUAACUGAAUAUGGGCUAAUUGUGCCUUUUAGUACAGAUUCCCACGGUCGGUAUAUUUCUCACGUGCUUUCAGCAACUGGAAGAAAUGAAGGUGGUUCAUCUUCUGGGCGGAGGAGGGUGGCACGGAGCGCCCAGGACCCUUUCAAAUUCACCUCAUCAGGCCAGCAUUUGUUUUUCAAUGUCACAGUAUUUGGAAAGGAAUUGCACUUACGCCUGAAGGCCAAUAGUAAGCUGGUAGCCCCUGGUGCCUUUGUGGAAUGGCAAGAGGAUUUUCAGGAAAUUUCCAAGGAACCUAUCCAUGGGGACUGUGCUUUUAAUGGGGAUGUAACUGACAUGCCAGGGACUACUGUGGCAAUAAGCAACUGCGAUGGACUGGCAGGGAUGAUUCGCACUGAUAAUGGGGAGUUUUUCAUUGAGCCCCUAGAAAAAGGGCAACAGGAAGUGGAAGAAAAGGGGCGUGUUCAUGUGGUGUACCGCAGGUCCGCCAUCAAAAGGGAACCAUUGGAAACAAGGGAGGACCUCCACAAUGAAGUUCCUGACUUUGGCGUAGGACAGCUGCAGAACUCUCUGGACAAGAUAGAGCAUCAAUUGAUCCAGUCAGAUCGCAAAAGGAGACAUGCCAAAAAAGACGACUACAAUAUCGAGGUGCUGCUAGCGGUGGACGAUUCGGUAGUGCGAUUCCAUGGGAAGGAACAUGUGCAAAACUAUGUCCUAACGCUCAUGAAUAUAGUGGAUGAAAUUUACCAUGAUGAGUCCUUGGGAACCCAUAUCAACAUUGUGCUUGUCCGUAUGAUUAUGGUGGGAUAUCGCCAGUCUAUCAGCCUGAUUGAACAAGGGAACCCUUCGCGAAGCCUUGAACAGGUCUGCCGAUGGGCUCAUUCACAGCAGCGCUCUGAGCCCGACCAUGCAGAAUACCAUGACCACGCCAUAUUCCUGACAAGGCAAGAUUUUGGUCCCGCAGGUAUGCAAGGUUACGCUCCUGUGACAGGCAUGUGUCAUCCGUUAAGAAGCUGCACACUCAACCAUGAAGACGGCUUCUCCUCUGCGUUCGUAGUGGCCCAUGAGACUGGCCAUGUGUUAGGUAUGGAACAUGAUGGUCAGGGGAAUCGCUGUGCUGAUGAAACCAGCAUGGGCAGCAUAAUGGCACCACUGGUACAGGCCGCCUUCCAUCGCUAUCACUGGUCACGCUGCAGCAAACAGGAGCUGAACAGAUACAUACAUUCUUAUGACUGCCUGCUGGAUGAUCCCUUUGAACACAAAUGGCCCAAGCUUCCAGAGCUCCCGGGAAUAAACUACUCAAUGGACGAACAGUGUCGCUUUGAUUUUGGCGUGGGAUACAAAAUGUGCACUGCUUUUCGAACAUUUGACCCUUGUAAGCAGCUUUGGUGCAGUCACCCUGAUAAUCAGUAUUUCUGCAAAACUAAGAAGGGUCCCCCUCUCGAUGGGACAGAAUGUGCACCAGCAAAGUGGUGCUUUAAGGGUCACUGCAUAUGGAAGACUGCAGACCAGCCAUACAGCCAGGAUGGAAACUGGGGCUCCUGGAAUAAAUUUGGGUCUUGCUCCAGGACCUGUGGUGGAGGAAUACGUUCCCGCAGCAGACAGUGUAACAACCCACCCCCCGCAUAUGGAGGACGUGACUGCCAUGGAUCCACAUUUGAAUACCAAAUAUGUAAUACUGAAGAAUGUCGUGGCCCAUAUGAAGAUUUCAGAGCCCAGCAGUGCUCACAACGAAGCUCCCAUUACCACCAGAACAAAAAACAUACCUGGCUUCCAUAUGAACACCCAGAUGAGGCCCAGAAGUGUGAGCUGAUUUGCCAGUCUAAAGAAACAGGAGAUGUGGUGUUCAUGAAUCAGGUGAUCCAUGAUGGGACACGGUGCAGUUACAAAGACCCUUUUAGCGUCUGUGCCCGAGGCGAGUGCAUGCAUGUGGGAUGUGACAAGGAGAUUGACUCCUUUAAACAGGAAGAUAAGUGUGGUGUGUGCGGUGGGGACAACUCACAUUGUCGGACAGUCAAAGGGACAUUUGUCAAGACUCCCAAAAGACCAGCAGGCAUGCUGAAAAUGUUUGACAUACCAGCAGGAGCGAGGCAUAUUCUUAUAGAGGAGACUGAGACAUCACCUCAUGUUAUUGCUGUUAAAAAUCAAGCAACAGGUAAUUUCAUACUGAAUGCAAAAAUUGAGGAUGCCAAGCCCAAAACAUUUGUUGACAGUGGUUUGGAGUGGGAGUACACCAUUGAAGAUGGCAAGGAAACCUUGAAAACUAACGGCCCCCUGCAUGACAGCAUUAUCGUUUUGGCAAUUCCUCAAGAUGAUGACUCCAAAACCAGCCUAAUGUAUAAGUACAUUAUCCAUGAAGAUCUACUGCCGGUUAUUGGAAACAACAAUGUCCUUUUGGAAGAGAUGGACACAUAUGAGUGGGCCUUGAAGAGCUGGUCACCGUGUUCAAAACCCUGUGGGGGAGGUAUACAGUAUACAAAGUAUGGCUGUAGGAGAAAGAGUGACAACAGGAUGGUGCACAGAAACUUCUGCGACACCAACAAGAAACCCAAGCCAAUCAGAAGACGCUGUAACCUCAAUGAAUGUAGCCAGCCAACGUGGGUGGCAGAAGACUGGGGCUCUUGUAGCAAGGUAUGUGGGAAACUUGGAUUCCAGUCAAGGGUGGUGCAAUGCCUUCAGUCCCUUCAAAAUGGCACUAACAGGACAGUCCACACCAAAUACUGCACUGGGGAGCGGCCAGAGAGCCGGAGACCCUGUAACCGUUCACCAUGUCCAGCACAAUGGCGAACAGGAGCCUGGUCUCAGUGCUCUGUGAGUUGCGGAGAAGGAAUUCAACAACGACAGGUAGUGUGCCGAGCUACGGACAACAGCAUUGGCCACUGUGAGAGUGGCAAGCCAGAAACGGUACUGAUUUGUAAAUUGGAACCCUGCCCAGGAAAAUCCAUGUUACCUUUGCCAAGCACAGAAACUGUUGGACAUGUGACCCCCAAAGUUCAGUGGGUAUCCCAGAUGAUUCCAGAAAGUCCUGUUAAUAAAAUCUCUACUAAUGAGCCCUGCCUUGGUGAUAAAUCCAUAUUCUGUCAGAUGGAAGUCUUAGCCCGCUAUUGCUCCAUCCCUGGCUACAACAAGCUGUGCUGCGAGUCCUGUAAUAAGAAGAUAGCUACUACAACACCACUGCCAAACCUUGAGAAAACUGAUUCGCUGGCCAUCCGGGCCAGUCCCAUUCCCAUCCCAGACAUGGUAGUCAAGCCAACUGCCCAAAACCAACCUCAAAUGACCAACGGAGCUGCUAUAACAGUGAUGAAUACAUCGGCACCACUUCAAGCCUUGACUGUCAAUGCAUCAGACCUCAGGGCUGCUGGCACCUCAAUUUUGAGCUCCACGGUUCAGUCUCAGGGUACUGCCAGCAGCUCCACAGCUGUAGACAGUGAAAGCUUUGGAAACCUAUUUAGCCUACCUCCUGGCCAAAAAUCAGUGGGGACAAGCACUGUAGGUGCUCUGGAUACCAUGACCUCAAAAAGGCUUGCAUUAGACUCCAAUAAGACUAUCCAUAGCACUACUAGUAAAAGCAGCACUUUAGGUUCCUCAGGUGUGACCAGGUCAAGAAGAGAUGAUUAUGGAUCUGAGACAGACUUGACACACCAAACCUCACCUGUAGUUACAUGAAUUGUGACUUCAUCUGUGAACAUGCACAUUUAAUAUUGAAGCUGACAUCAACAUACCUGUUUUUUUUUUGUUUUAACUGUGACUCUGAGGCACUUUUUUUAACCAGUUGCUGCAAGUAAAUGAUUUCUGUGCAAGUGAAUUUUGACCAGCGAUGGUUACCUCAAAGUUGACAGAAAUUAUUCAAUGUUUCACUUACAAGUAGUGUAUUACACAACACUCCAUGCUUUAUGAAACAAAACAAAAAAUGGACUUAAUCAGGGCUCCAGACUGUGACUAAAUUAGUCAGCAAUGCGACUUAAAAAUAUUUUCGGCGACAGUAUUUUUUAUGUUAGGCGCCAAAAAAAUUGAAAACCCCAACAAGCAGAGCCGUGUUUUUUUUUCACUCAUUACGCUCAUACGUAAUACGUAAAUACACCAAUGUAUUUUAACGUGCAGUGCAUGUGUGAGAGACGAGAAUUUGUUGAUGAUGAUUCUAUUGCGUGACAGCUUAUAGACGAUUCAGACGAUGAACCGGCGGAAAGUGCACCUUCACAGCAAAAAAAGCAAGUGCUUCAAGAAUUUCCCUGGUUACGUUAAAACAUGUAUUGUGAGUUCAAAGAUGACCACCAAAACAUUACGUAAGGGAUAUGCCUGCCUAUUGGUAGGUAUUUUCUGAGCUCUCUAUACCAAAGCUGCCGAUAGGCCCCUACCUGGGAUGACGCCCUCGGUCCCGCCUACCGAGAGAUUAAAACCGUCAUUUCAUGGAAACCAUUUCUCUUUUUGCCCCUCAAGAUGGUAAGGUAAGACCCUCUGUGUUGGUAUCUGAGUGUUUUUUGAAAAAGAGCUUGAGUCUACUGCAGUUCCCUUGCCUUUAAGGAUGAAAGCUGGAUUGCCGCUUUCACGGAAUCAGUGACUUCUGAUUCAGCCUUUCUUCUAUCUUUCCUCAGCAACCUUACCCCCGCUAUUAAGCGACUCUGCUGGCUGCUGUUAGCAGUUAAAUAUGUAUAACAUAUAUAUAUAUAUAUAUAUAUAUUGGGAGCCCAGGCUGAGCCGGAGCCACAGACCUUGAUGGCAGAGGAGGACACGCUAUCCUUAGCGGCCUCCUUCUUCAUGGAGAUGGUUGAAGGAGAGGAGCCGGCGCCUCCUUUCAAGUAUGCUGCUCCAGAUCUCCGGUCUUCAAGGAGAAGCCCUAGGCCGGAGCCUGGCAAGCCUGGUGGUGGCUCACAGACAGCUAUGGCUGUCGCAAGCAAGGGUACCCAACGGAUAAGGCAGCAUUGCUGGACGCACUGAUAUCCCCGGGACAUACAUUCAGGCCGGCUGUGGAGGAGAUUUUACAGUGCUCCCUUCGAGAGCAUGAAGCAUCUCGGCAGGUGGCUUCGCUGCUCCCUCAUCAUGCUGCGACGCGGGGUAGGU